Molecule: messenger RNA, 2853 nt
Organism: Etheostoma cragini (Arkansas darter)
Lineage: Eukaryota; Metazoa; Chordata; Actinopteri; Perciformes; Percidae
Gene: pms2
Product: PMS1 homolog 2, mismatch repair system component
Exons: 15
Coding region: 234-2801 (855 amino acids)
Biological process (GO): mismatch repair
Cellular component (GO): MutLalpha complex
Molecular function (GO): ATP hydrolysis activity; ATP-dependent DNA damage sensor activity; mismatched DNA binding
Source: RefSeq, a predicted model, not a curated record
UGAACAGUCUGCGCAGUGCGCGCGGAACUGAUUAACGUUUGUGUUUACAGCAUUUCGUGAAGAGGUUGCACAAAAAAUUGUAUCACUUACAAUUAGUGAAGACAAGCUAGCUAGCUAACUAAUGUUGCAUAAAUAGUAAUACGUUAAUUGGUUUCACUUCCUUUCUCUGUUUCAGAGGAACGCACAUUUCCCAUUUUGAAUGACUCCCUUCUGAAUAUUUUCAUUCUUUGAAGAUGUCUGAUGCUUGUUCUGAACCUGCAGGAGCCAUCAAGGCCAUUGACAAGCACUCGGUGCACCAAAUCUGCUCAGGUCAGGUGGUGCUGACGUUGGCCACUGCUGUCAAAGAGCUGGUGGAAAACAGCAUUGAUGCAGGGGCCACCAAUGUUGAUGUCAGGCUAAAGGAGUGUGGCGCUGAACUAGUGGAAGUGUCAGACAACGGCAAAGGAGUAGAAGAGGCCAACUUUGAAGGACUGACAUUGAAGCAUCACACGUCAAAGCUAAAGGAUUUCUCUGAUCUCCUCCAUGUGGAAACAUUUGGCUUCCGAGGUGAAGCUCUCAGCUCUUUAUGUGCUCUGAGUGGCUUAUGUGUGGUGACAUGCCAUGAGUCCAGCCAGGUGGGGACCAAACUGGUGUUUGACCACAAGGGCCACAUAGUGCAGAAGUCCCCUCAUCCCCGGCAGCAGGGCACCACAGUCAGCCUGCAGCAGCUCUUCUACACCCUGCCUGUUCGACACAAGGAGUUCCAACGCAAUAUUAAGAAGGAGUAUGCCAAAAUGAUACAUGUCCUGCAGGCCUACUGUAUCAUCUCUACAGGAGUGCGUAUUACCUGCUCCAACCAAAAUGGGCAGGGAAAGCGCAGCCCAGUCCUCAGCACCAGUGGCAGCCAGAAUAUGAGAGAUAACAUUGGGGCUAUAUUUGGACCAAAACAGCUACAGAGUCUUCUGCCUUUUCAGCAAGUGUCUCCUACAGAAAAUGUUAUUGAAGAAUAUGGACUCAAAGAUGCAGAGCUACCCAAACAGCUUUUUUUCAUGACAGGGUUUGUGUCACGAGGAGACCAUGGUGUUGGGAGAAGUUCCACAGACAGACAGUUCUUUUUCAUUAACAACCGGCCAUGUGAUCCCCUUAAGGUGACCAAACUUGUAAAUGAAGUGUAUCACAUGUACAACAAACAUCAAUAUCCAUUUGUUGCCUUGAACAUAGCUGUGGCUUCUGAGUGUGUGGACGUGAACGUGACCCCAGACAAACGACAGAUUUUCCUUCAGGAGGAGAAACUCUUGCUGGCUAUUCUCAAGACGUCUCUCAUCAACAUGUAUGAGGCCGGAGUCAAUAAGAUCAGCCUAAACUAUACACCCAUGCCCGGCACCAAUACAAAGUCUGCGUCUGAAAUCUGUCCGGUUCUUCCGUCCAAUGCCAACAUGCCAGAACAUGGAGAGGACAUGGAACCACUCACUCGGAGCUCAAAGUCGUCCCUAAACCUGGCCGGCCUAAAAGCUGCUUUUUCUAAUCAUCACAGCUUCAAUUCUGGAAACAAGUCAGGUGUGGCAAAAGCUGGCCCAACACAGAAAACGCUGCAGUCUUUUUUUAAGGACUCUGUCAAACCUCCUACCUGCAAACCAAGUGGAAGAUCUCCUUUGAAACCCACAAGAGAUCUAGCUAAAUGCUCCCCGGUGGGAAAGUUGGCGCUAGAUGAGUUCAGGUACGGCAGUAUGUCACGCAGUGAUUCAGACUCUGAAAAAGACAGUGCCGUGUCGAGUUGUGACGUCACCAUGGCAACACCGGAUAUUCAGUGUUCUGGCCUAGAGUUCAGUUCUCCUGAAUCAGCCACUGACGGUGUAAAAACCGAAACAUUUGAAGAAACGUCAGACAGUGGUCAAACUGUUCCUGAUCCGCCAGAGUUACAGACUGAGCCAUGCACUUCUAAUGAGGACUGCAUUGUGGGCCCAGAUGCCAAGAGGGCCAGGAAAGAAAAUCCACAUUUCCCAGAAGAACACAAAUCCCACAAUUUCUCCAAAUCCUCAACGGUGGAUGCACCAGUCUGCCUACAGAAGAAGACGGUGCCGCUCCAGUUCUCUUUACAAGAGCUGGCGGGGAAGGUGAAGAGGUUACAGGAACUACAGAAACAGAGGGCAGGCGAGGAUCUGCGCUAUCGACGCUUCAGGGCCAAGAUCAACCCCGGAGAAAACCAAAGCGCAGAGGAAGAGCUCAAGAAAGAGAUCAGUAAAGACAUGUUCAAAGAGAUGGAGAUCAUCGGUCAGUUUAACCUGGGCUUCAUCAUCACCAAACUCAACUCGGACAUCUUCAUGAUUGACCAGCAUGCCACAGAUGAGAAAUACAACUUCGAGAUGCUGCAGCAGCACACCGUUCUCCAAGGACAGAAACUCAUAGUUCCUCAGAAGCUUCACCUCACUGCUGUCAGUGAGAAUGUACUCAUGGAGAACAUGGAGAUUUUCCAAAAGAAUGGCUUUGAGUUUCUUGUCGAUGAGGACGCUCAGGUGAUGGAGAGGGUUAAGCUGGUAUCUCUGCCCACCAGUAAAAACUGGACAUUUGGCCCAGCCGACAUUGAAGAGCUGAUCUUCAUGUUGAGUGACAGCCCAGGGGUCAUGUGUCGACCGUCCCGCGUCAGGCAGAUGUUUGCCUCUCGGGCUUGUCGAAAAUCUGUGAUGAUUGGCACUGCUCUGAGUGUCAGUGAGAUGAAAAAGCUCCUGGUUCACAUGGGGGAGAUCGAGCAUCCAUGGAACUGUCCUCACGGCAGGCCGACCAUGAGACACCUCGCCAACCUGGACAUCAUCUCACAAGGCUAACCCUGUCGGGGAAGGAUCCUAUUCUACACCAGCUUAAUAUAACUAAAAUGUG